Molecule: messenger RNA, 1755 nt
Organism: Prorocentrum cordatum
Lineage: Eukaryota; Dinophyceae; Prorocentrales; Prorocentraceae
Source: the annotation of a GenBank genome assembly
AUGUGGCCACCUAACAUCUUCGUCAACAACCUCAUCGGCCUGCACGCCGCGGUGCUGGUGGGCCUCGGCAAGUUCAGCAGCGGCCUUCAUCGUUCGUACUCGAUCUGGUACGUGGUUGGCACGGCGGGGGCAACGCUGGUGCCCGUGGUGGGGUGGACCCCCCUGAAGUCGCUGGAGCAGAUGCCAUCGAUGGCCGUGUUCGUCGGCUUCCAGCUGUUGGAGGUCUGCGACGUGUGGAGGCGGCGGCAGAGGCAGGGCGUCUCGGCGUGGCGCUUCUUUCUCUUUCGCGUGCUAGUCUUCGCUGCCGCCGCCGGUGUCGUCGCGUCUGUGUGCUUGGUGCUGUUCCAGAUGAACCAUUUCUCCCCCCUGUCCUCGCGCAUCCGCGCGAUCUUCCUGAAGCACGAGAAGACGGGGAACCCGCUGGUGGACUCGGUUGCGGAGCACCAGCCGACCAGCGUGGAGGCUUACGACCACUACCUGGGAAAGGCCAAGGGCUUUGCCCUGGUAGGUGUUCUGCUGUGCUGGCACCAGCGCACGCCUGCCAAGGUCUUCCCAGUCAUCUUUGCGAUCGUCGCCUACACCUUCUCGCUCAAGAUGAACCGGCUGAUCAUCAUAUGCGGGCCCGUCGUGUCGAUGCUGGCCGGCUACCCUGUGGGCAUCGCCGCAGACUGGUGUGUGGAGCAGUGUUUGCUGCUGCUGCGCGGCCGCGCCGCGCAAGUGGCGGGGCGGCCAGAGGCCCCCAGGCGGACGGGCGGCAUGGGCUCGAUCUAUCAGGCCCUGGAGCCGAUCGUCUGGCCCACGGAGUUCAGGGACCUGGUGGCUGCGAAGAACGGCUUUGGAGCAAGAGCUCCUGUCCUGGACAGGCUGCUGCGGCUGGCGGUGGCCCUGGCGAUGGCGCGGCCUGCGUUGCCUUUCCUGGUGCAGCAGGCCAGGGACUGGGCCGAGUUCUGCAAUGCGAGUGCGGUGAGCUUCUCCCACCCCGGCAUCGUGUUCCAGGCCCAGCUGAAUGAUGGAACAUCAGUCAUGGUGGACGACGGUCUGAAGGGCUACCAGUGGCUCACGAAGAACACGCCGGAGGGCUCUCGUGUAUUUUCCUGGUGGGACUACGGGUACCAGAUAACCGGCAUCGGCAAUCGUACGUCGCUGGCAGACGGCAACACGUGGAAUCACGAGCACAUCGCGACCAUCGGCCGCAUCCUCUCGUCGCACGAGACCAAGGCCUGGAGAGCCAUGCGCCACCUGGCAGACUAUGUGCUUGUGCACGUGGGGAACGAGGAAACUGACCUGGGCAUCUCCACCCACUUCGCCCGCAUCGGCAGCUCCGUGUUCCCCGACGUCUGCGGUGAGGAUGACCCGACGUGCACCAAGUACGGCUUCACCCAUGCCGGGCCCUCGAAGAUGAUGCGAGAGUCGUUUGUCUACAGAGCAGUGCGGAACGGGAAGGAGGGGGUACACGUGAAUCCCAAGUACUUUAAGCUGGUGCACUCGACAAGGUUUGACAUUAUCAGAAUCUUCAAGGUCGUGAACAUCUCCGAGGAGUCCAAGGAGUGGGUGUCGAACCCCGCCAACAGGGUAUGCGAUGCCCCUGGUAGUUGGUAUUGCGUCGGGCAGUAUCCACCAGCCCUCGACAAGCUCAUCGCCAAGCGAAAGAACUUUGCGCAGCUCGAGGACUUCAACAAGAAGAAUCAGGAGAAGAGCGCGUACACCAAGCUGAUCGAGGAGCGGCAGCGCCAGCAGCUGUCCGACAACGUGUAG